AAGUAAAGAUGUCUCAAGAUCCAAUUAUGCAAAUUAUACGUUCAAUCAUGGAUCUCUCAGCUCUACUAUUCAUGUUGCGUCACACCUCCAGAGGCCCCACGACAGACAUGAUCUCCCCCCACUCUCCAUCACGCGGCACGUGCCCCGCGUUCUCCUGCUCUUUCCUAUAGCGACUUCCGUCGCCGGCGUUGGGUUCCCCCGGCGGCACCCACGUCUAAACUGCAACACCUAUAGGCAGUAGCUAGCGAUAAAACCAACUAUAAAUUGGACGCUAUUUCCAUCAGUUUGCCGUCCAUACUCGACACUCCCCACCAUGUCUCCAAACUUCCAAGUCUCCUCCGCUGUUGCCAGAGAAUACGAGCAAGAAUACUCCGCUCACAACUACCACCCAUUGCCAGUGGUGUUCUCCAGAGCCGAAGGCGCCCAUGUGUGGGACCCUGAAGGCAAGGAAUACUUGGACUUCUUGUCCGCUUACUCUGCCGUCAACCAGGGCCAUUGCCACCCCAAGAUCGUGGAGGCCUUGGUGGACCAGGCCACCAAGUUGAACUUGUGUUCCAGAGCGUUCUCUUCUGACGUCUUCGGAGUGUUUGCCAAGUACAUCACCGAGUACUUCAACUACGAGAUGGUGUUGCCCAUGAACACCGGUGCCGAAGCUGUUGAAACCGGGUUGAAGUUGGCCAGAAGAUGGGGUUACCUCAAGAAGGGCAUCCCAGAGGGUGAAGCCAUCAUCUUGUCUGCUGUCAACAACUUCCACGGUAGAACCUUGGGAGUCAUUUCCAUGUCCACCGACCCUGAAGCUGCUGAAAACUUUGGUCCAUACUUGAGUGGUGUCGGACCCCAAAUUCCUGGCGAGCCAAAGGGUACCUUAUUGAGAUACGGUGUCAUUGAGGACGUCGAAAAGGCCUUCAACAACGCCGGCGACAAGAUCGCCGCCAUCUUGUUGGAACCUAUCCAAGGUGAAGCCGGUAUCGUGGUGCCACCCAAGGACUACUUGUCCCAGGUCCAGGCCUUGUGUAAGAAGCACAACGUGUUGUUGAUCUGUGACGAAAUCCAAACUGGUAUCGGUAGAACCGGUAAGAUGUUGUGCUACGAGCACUCCGAAGGCGUCAAGCCUGACGUGAUCUUGUUGGGUAAGGCCAUUUCCGGUGGUGUGAUGCCAGUGUCCGCUGUGUUGUCCUCCAAGGAAAUCAUGCUUACCUUGACUCCAGGCUCCCACGGUUCCACCUACGGUGGUAACCCAUUGGCCUGUCGUGUUGCCAUUGCCGCCUUGGAGGUGGUCAAGGACGAGAAGUUGGUCGAAAGAGCCCAGACCUUGGGUGCCUUGUUGACCUCCAAGCUUGAAGAGUUGCGUGCUGAAUUUGACGGAGUUAUCUCCGAGGUCAGAGGCAAGGGUUUGUUGUCUGCCAUUGUCAUUGACGACACCAAGACCAACGGUAGAUCCGCCUGGGACUUGUGUAUGGUGAUGAGAGACAACGGAAUCUUGGCCAAGCCCACCCAUGACCAUAUCAUCAGACUUGCUCCUCCAUUGGUGAUUUCCGAGGAAGACUUGUUGAAGGGUGUUGAAGCCAUCAGAACCUCGUUGAAGGUGUUGCCAAACGCCCCCAAGGCUGACCAUUAAGCCACUGUCCAUAGUAUACCUGUAUAGUAAUGAGAGAUG
This is a messenger RNA of Suhomyces tanzawaensis NRRL Y-17324, 1657 nucleotides long. It is a transcript of the gene CAR2, whose product is annotated as ornithine-oxo-acid transaminase. The record is from RefSeq and is a predicted model, not a curated record. The transcript has a single exon. Gene Ontology annotation, cellular component: cytoplasm. The coding region runs from base 314 to 1618 and encodes 434 amino acids. Lineage: Eukaryota; Fungi; Ascomycota; Pichiomycetes; Serinales; Debaryomycetaceae. Gene Ontology annotation, molecular function: L-ornithine transaminase activity; identical protein binding; pyridoxal phosphate binding.